GGGGUUAGGAGCUAGGCUUUGAGGGGAAGAAGCAAGAGCAGAGAAAGGACCCAUCUGUUCCCAUAGUGGCAGAUAAAGAGAGAGUGAGGACGGAUGCAAAGGAGGAGGAGGAGGAAGGGUCCGAAUAUCCUCUCUGACACCGAUGGAUUUACAUCAUUGAAGAUUUCUCUCAAGUGAAUAUUUUGCAUAAAACAUGCAGACAAGAUGAAGAUGUGUCUUAUUUUUCUGUGCCUGAGCACUGGAUGGAUGCAAACAGCAUCCACUGCUGACGUAACUCCCACACCCUCCUCUGCACCGGUGACACCCACUGAAGAUGAGAGCACCCAGCUGGUGGAUUGGCUGAUGAAGUAUGGCUACCUCCCAACCUCAGACCCCUCCACUGGUCAGUUACAGGCCUGGACAGCUGUCACUGAUGCUGUGAGGGCCAUGCAGAGGUUUGGAGGCCUCAAAGACACUGGGGUUGUAGAUGAGGAGACAAUGGCACUGAUGAACAAUCCGCGCUGCUCCCUUCCUGACCAAGACGAACCAUCCAGAUUACUAAUCAACCAGGAAGGGAGAAACAUGAGGAAGCGGAGGAGAAGGGCUAUCUCCAUGUGGACACGCAGGAACAUUAACUGGAGGUUGCGUUCGUACCCCUCCUCUUCCCGUCUGUCUCGGGAAACCAUUCGCUCAUUGGUCUUUUAUGCUUUAAGAGUGUGGGCAGAGCCAACACCCCUGGAGUUCCAUGAGGUGAGCAGUCCAGAGGCAGCAGACCUACAGGUAGACUUCCUCCAUGGUUACCAUGGUGAUGGCUAUCCCUUCGAUGGGGUAGGCGGUGCAGUCGGCCAUGCUUUUUUCCCAUCAGACCCUGACCGGGCAGGAGGAGUUCAUUUGGACGCAGAGGAGGAUUGGGCUUUCAGACAACCAGGUGGAACAAUGUUACAGUUCAUCUUCGUUUACAUUUAUUUGACUUUUGUUUUAGGUAAAAGGAACCAACUGCUGGCUACUGAUGCUCCUCGCCUUGCCCCGGAGCCUCAGUUGCGCCACCGAGGGCACCACAAUCAUCACAAAUAUGGCCCCUCCAUAGAUCGCUGUAACACCAGUUUUGAUGCUGUGGCAAGGAUCCGAGGAGAGACUUUCUUCUUCAAAGGUCUGAUGAUGUGGAGAGUCAAUGGUGGUGGUUUGGUAUCAGGCCGAGGGGCUUCUGUCAGGAGGCUGUGGAGGGGUCUACCACCUGAUCUACCUCAUGUUCAUGCUGUACUGGAGAGACAGUCAGAUCAUGCCAUAAUCUUUAUCAGUGGUUCCCAAUUCUGGCUGUUCAGGGAUCUGUCCCUGCAGGAAGGCUACCCUCAGCCCCUGUCUGCCCUCAGGAUGGGGGUGAGUUUAUUUGGAGCCGAUGAGGAAGAGAAGGAGGAGGAGGAGGAGGAGGAGGAGGAGAAGGCAGCGGCGGGGAGGUGGGGCCUGCUCUGGGACCCAGAGGAGGGCCCCGUGUGGGGGAAAGUGGGAGUUUCUGAGAAAGAGAAGCGAGAAGAUGCCUGGACUCAGCUGCUUAGAGAUGGUGUCAGUGGCAUCACCACAGACAGCGAUGGCUCCGUCUAUCUCUUCAGAGGAGAAUCCUACUGGAAGUUCACGUUUCCAGGCUCCUCACUGCAGGACGGAUACCCACGAUCCUCUGCUGCAGACUGGCUGGGCUGCCCUGACCCCUCCUCAUCCUCGCCUGUGGUGGACGACCUCUCCUUGUCUCUGUCUCCGCCUGCAGGACGACAGGAGCUCAGGGAGAGAUGGAGGGAGGGGAGGGAGAAGGAGGAAGGAGGAGAGAGGAUGAGGGACCAUGGGAGGGACAGACAUGGAAAUAAACAUUCAGACAUGCAGGACAGAGGUUCACACAUCUGGACACAAUGCACUUGCCAGAAUGGAGCUCUCAGUAGCAGAACGACAUCUUUUAUUGCUGCCUUGCUGCUCAUUACAUGGACACUGUUGGCUAUUUAAAGCCGCACAAGACCAUAAAAGUCAACUGUCAUAUCAGGCAGGAGGUCGGGCUGUAUCUACAAACAAUCACCAUGUGCAUUAACUAAUAGUUCAACAUUAACUCUUAUUUGUUCUCUUUUAGAGAGUGAGGUUAGAAGAUCCAUAUGUCUCUCAUGUUUUGUGUGUUCAGUACAAAGCUGGAGUCAGGACGUGAUGAGUCUAGCUUAGUAUAAAGACCGGAAACAGGGAGAACUUAUGGAUCCGCACAGCAAUAACUUCAGCACGAGGAAACAGCAACCUCAGUUGUGAUCAUUGUAAAGCCACGUUGGCCCUAAUGAAGCCCUUUUCUUCAUAAUGUGUUGGCUCUAGAUCAUAACGCCGAAAGUUUUUUUUCAGAAAUUGCUUUUCUUAUUGUUAAGUGCUUUUCACAUGGAUAGAAAGAUGUUUUGUCAUUAGAGGUUCUAUGCUGCACAUGCUUUUGGGACUUUCUGAUCUAUGAACUGUGUUCCUCUGUUGCACAGGGCUGACAUGGAGCUGUACUAUCUAACUGGCUCAUGUGGACUUUUGAACUAUAUGUUGUAGUAAGGGUUAAGAUGGAGUGGUUUAAAUUUGUGAUCUUUUGUCAAAGCAUAUUGUGGGUACUGCAGGGAACAGGGGGAAAAGUUUUUCUGCAGCACAAUCAUAUGAAUAUAGCAACAUCCAUUAGUAUUAGUAACAUCCUUGCAAUGUAGUUGAAGCUUUAUCACAUAGCUUUAUUUAUAUUAUGUUUGGUUCUUUUUGAGCAAAUGUCUAUCCAUAAAAUGCCAAUCCAUAAUAAAAUAGUAAAAUCCGG
This is a messenger RNA of Morone saxatilis (striped sea-bass), 2779 nucleotides long. RefSeq names its product matrix metallopeptidase 17b (gene mmp17b). Gene Ontology annotation, biological process: extracellular matrix organization; collagen catabolic process; proteolysis. Gene Ontology annotation, cellular component: extracellular matrix. The record is from RefSeq and is a predicted model, not a curated record. The coding region runs from base 205 to 1968 and encodes 587 amino acids. The transcript has 11 exons. Lineage: Eukaryota; Metazoa; Chordata; Actinopteri; Moronidae. Gene Ontology annotation, molecular function: metalloendopeptidase activity; zinc ion binding.